GAUCUCAGUAAAACUGUAGACGAGAAAACGCGUGGUCAUAGCAAUAAGUAAACAAGAUGGCGGCCUAGGGAAAGUCCUCGGUCAAAGACGGGUGGAUUAUCGUCAGUUAGCCCGACCCCUGGGCAAAAUGACAGUUGUUUGACUCUACAUCAUGGCUACCGGCAAAACUCGUCAGAUCUCCGUGACCCGGGCCCAGAAACUCCCUCCAAUCCGCGAGGAGACGUUCUCAGGUAGAGGCGGAAGUGCCCGGAUCUCAGUCAGACCGGCCGCUAAAUAUGAAAUCCUGAGACCCUCCAACGAUCCUCCCAAACCACGCCCUACUGUGCACGCGCGCCCCCUACCGGCCGACAGAUCCCAGUCUCCAAAGGAACGGAAGUCUCCACGAUACCAGUCCCCUCGUAGCCAGGCGCCACCGCGCCAAAAUCUGUACGUGGCGCCACUGACGCCGGUGGAUACGACAAACACUUUAGUGGACGGCCUGGUAGCAGAUUACCUCCACUUUGCUCAGUACGGCCAUAUUAUUCCGCUCUAUGAAGGCUCUAGUAACCUUACUUGUCCUUGUUGUACCGACAGGAACCGAGAGAAUGUGCGAACUCUUCUGGGGUUUCCUUCCAACGACAAAAGUAAAGUCGGACAUCGCUAUAGCAAUGACUCAAAAUACGGCGGAACUGUGUCUCAUGACUUCAGCAACGGUAACUAUGGUAACCAUGGCACGAAUUACGAGCCCAGUUACGGCGGAUCCCUCUCCGAUCGGACGCUGGUAGGCGGGGAUCGCCAUCGGACCAUGGACCGUUCAUGGAUGAACUACCAGCCUCUUGUUCACGCCUCAAAUUACCUGAACCCGGAGUUCAGCCGUCCGUCUGUUAUCUACAACUAUAACGUGAACCAGACCAGCGCUAACGACGAACACGUCCGGAGCCAGGUCCUGUCGGCUGACAAACAGUACGAACUCUCCAUGGCGAAACUCGAAAAAUUCGGAUUUUGACGUCAGCCAUAUCUUAAAAUUCUUUGCCUCUUUUUAUGUCAUUUAAAACAUUGUCUGAUUUAAAUGAGAAGCUUAUCUUUGCGUGUCAACAUCGGCACCAACACGUAAACUAGAAGGAAAAAAGUGAAAGAAAGUGUUGUUUCAUGGACAAUCGUCUCUUGUCCACUUCAUGAUGUUGUGGAAUCUCGGAAAACCUCAGUGUUCUUCGAGUACACGCACUACUCUAUCUGAAAUCGUCCAGAGCUUCCAUGUAUUACUUGUGAUCUCAUACAUGUAGUAUAUAUAUGUAAACAUUUGACGUAUAUUUUUGUCAUGAUUCGUUUAACCUAAUAGUAUUCAUAUUUCAGAACCCCACUUACCUCGACAUAAAUGAUAUGCUGUCUUUUAUAUUCUAGUCACAAUUAGCGUUUGUAUUAGUGUUCAUCGUUUUCCCGCUUAUACGCAUCUACAUAUCAAUCAUGAGAAAAGGUUUUUGAUAGCAUAUACAUUUAAACAGAAACUUGGAUGUAAUGUUUUUGUAUAGACACUGUAGGUUGUGCUUUUAUUUUAUCGUAUGGUUGUGUUCAUCAUUUUUGCGGGAAAAAUACCUUCUACACGGAUUAUUAAGAAAGAAUUCUUUUUUGUAUCAAUAAUAGAAAUCGUCCAUACCUCAUCUACAUCAUAUAUAUUUUGAAGUCGUAGUCCUCAUAUAUAGAACACAAAGUUUUGGUGCCAGAGCAUUAAACAGAUCAAACUCAUAGACCUGCACUGGAUAUAUGUGUACAAAACAAAGAAAAAAAAUAAAACAACUCGUGUAUUUUUCUUUAAUUUUUUACCGAAACUAGUAAAAAUUAUUGUCUAGUUCAUUUUGUGGUCAGAGACAAUUUUCUAGACAUACUAUGAGAAAUACCAGGUCACCUAACGAAGUUAAAUUAUGCUGUGUAGAAUAUAUUCACAAUAUGUACAAUCAAAUAGUUAAUUUUUAUUGCUAAAAGAUGUAGAAAUCAUUCUUAUAUAUAUGAACAAAUAAAAAUAGACUGAUAUUUUAAAAAAUUAAAUACAUCCAAGGGAUUUUGAAAUAGUUAAUUCUUCGACAAACAAUUUGAGAAAUCUAAUUCAAAAUCUGUAGAGAACUACUAAUUAUGAUAAAUUUAUUAUCUUAUAACAUACAUACAAUAGAACAAUACUGUCAUUCAUUAUUUAAGGUGUACAAUUAGGUCAAACUACUUCUUAAUUACUAGGAGCCAAUGAAAUACCAGCAUGUAAUACUCCGUGCCACAGGAGCCAAUGAAACAGCUGAAGUGCGGUACUCGGCGUCAUGCACGGUAGCCAAUGAAAAGCUUGUAAUGCUCGUGUCACAAGAGCCAAUGAAACAGUUAGAAUACUCCCUGUCACUAUAAUAACUUUUUAAUUAGGGUUUUAAUGAGUCUUUUGUUUGUUUCAUAUUUUCUUUGCUCAAUUUUUUUUACUGCUAUUUCGUAAUAAAUCAAUAUAUCAAGAGA
Saccostrea cuccullata (small rock oyster) is the source of this 2466-nucleotide messenger RNA. RefSeq lists its product as uncharacterized. The record is from RefSeq and is a predicted model, not a curated record. The transcript has 2 exons. Lineage: Eukaryota; Metazoa; Mollusca; Bivalvia; Ostreida; Ostreidae. Bases 152 to 985 code for a protein of 277 amino acids.